This is a messenger RNA of Asterias rubens (European starfish), 2585 nucleotides long. Its product is annotated as alpha-(1,3)-fucosyltransferase 6-like. The record is from RefSeq and is a predicted model, not a curated record. NCBI's taxonomy places the organism in Eukaryota, Metazoa, Echinodermata, Asteroidea, Forcipulatida, Asteriidae. Gene Ontology annotation, cellular component: membrane. The transcript has 2 exons. The coding region runs from base 228 to 1622 and encodes 464 amino acids. Gene Ontology annotation, molecular function: alpha-(1->3)-fucosyltransferase activity.
CAGACAUGGCGACGGGUGUUUGGUUAUCACCAGGCAUUGUGAAAGUCAAACAAGAAAGCACUUUCACUUAUUGGAAGCGUUGAUGAAAUAUCGCUAAUGGGUCUCAGUUUAUCGUCGUGCAGUCUCUCUGGUUAGUCACACACACACACACACACACCGUUAUUAUUUAGGUUGUGGUCAUUAGGCGAGCAGAACUAACUGUACAUGGUCGACUGGUCAAGAACACCAUGCCACUACCUUCGUUGUUCAACCAUGUAGCUAAAAAUAUGUGGAUCAACAUGAUAGCUCAAAAGCUCGCCCGGAACAAGCAAGCGGUCAUUUUGGGCUGCAUCACUGGUUUCGUCAUGUGGGCGUUAGUAGGACUUCAUGAUGUUCAAAAUGUUAACUCUGAAUCUUGGGAUGUGGGGAGUCGGGACUCCACGUACACAAGAAAGCUGCAGCUCAACAGGCAAGUCAUGUCAGGAGAAACACGGCCAGGGAAUAAUCUGGUCGCAACUACACAUGGAGGGGGCAGGUGCGUGAAGAAGAUCAUGAUAUUUGGGGAUAUGUCUGAGAUGAGGAACUGGCCAGAGCUGCGAGCUAUUGAGGGUAUCUUUCGCCAGGAAGGAGGGUUGUGGGAGGGAGCAGUCCACUGCCCAGCGCACGGGUGCAACAUCUCGCUCACUCUCAGUAACGACGUGUCCUUGAUGGUCAGAAUGGACGCAGUUAUCAUCGGAUUGCUCCCCAAGGUAUUGGAAACACAUCUCCCAGCUCUUCUUCUCACAAACCCGACAGAGGGCCAGACCUGGAUCUACUUCAGCACAGAGACACCGUUUAGGGUGACGGUCUGGUCGAAGACGCACACACUUCGACAACUACAGUACCAUAAGAUGAUGACGUACAGACGGGAUGCUGAUAUAUAUCUCCCGUUUGGUAAUUUUAGGAAUUACCUGCCAGGGGAGAAUAAAAUCAUGAGCAAGACUCGCGAUUAUGCGGCCGGCAAGACGGACCUGAUCGUGUGGAUUGCGAGUAAUUGCGGAGAGGUGACCUGGCCGCGUAUACCCUUCAUGGAGAGACUUCAAGAGCUGCUCCCAGUCAAAGCUUACGGGCACUGUGGUAACCUCACCUGCCUGCCCGAGCGAUCCGAACGGUGCAAUCUCAUCAUGAGGAAGUUCAAAUUCUACCUCGCACUGGCGAACAGUGAGUGCCGCGACUACAUCACGGAGAAGUUCUGGGCCAACUCUCUCGGCUACAACAUCGUGCCUGUCGUUUACGGGGCACCCCGGGCGGACUUUGAGGCAAUCGCUCCCCCUGACUCUUUCAUACAUGUCAGUGACUUUCCAUCAUUAGAGGCUCUAGCUGAGUACAUCAGGUUCCUUGAUCAGGACGAUUCACUUUACAAUGCUUACUUCGACUGGAAGAAACAUGGGCUUGUCCAGCAGUCGUUUCCGAUUAUGAAAGACACCAUUUGCAGAGUAGUACCUCAUAUAUAUAAUGGAACUGAGCAGAAAGUCCAUACCAUUCGAGAGUCAGAGUGGUACAAUGGUUGCAGAAAACCGAUCUCAUCAAUAUUCGGGUUUGCCAAAGAAAGACAGUAUGCUCAGUUCAGUGCAUGGGCUCCGUGGGAGUUAGAUAGCAGGUAACGUGAACUUGGGCAACUUCUUCGUAGCCAUGGAGCUCAUACACAAAAUGGAAAAACAAAUGCUGAUAUUGUGUGUCCCCCCCCCUAAAUACUAUUUUGUUCCUUCUUGCAAAAACUGUCUCCGGGUAUAAAGCUUCCCCGAAGUAUCUGCCCCCCCCCCCCAAUUAAAGUGUGCGCCUAUAUUAUUGUCUGUGCUUAAGAGAUAAUACACAUUUAUGUAUGAUAAUACAUGGAACAAUUUCGUUUUAUUUAUAAAUUUAUAUGAGUAGUUUGAAAUAAUGCCAGUUUAGUUUAUUGAUUUUUAAAUUAUAAAUUAUUUAUAGUGUUCUUGUUUGGAAGCAUAGUGAGUGUGAAAGGCCGAAUCUGAAUUGGCGGCUGCAGCUAAGGCUACGGCUGUUGCUAAGGGUGUUGCUAAGGAGGUCCUAUACCUCAACGUAUGAUGACGAGGAAAUCUAGCCGUAGCCGUAGCUGAUGAUUCGGACACGGAUUAACUUUGUGCUUGCCCUACAUUACUACAUAGUCUUAAAUGUGACAAUCAAUGUUAAAAUACUUUUUUUUAAGGGGGGACGUAGUUAUGAUCACAGCAGGCCUAGUGAUCGUACAUUAAACUAUAAACUCAAACCCAGUUAUACCCAAGCUUGCGUACGCCGUUACGCCACAAAGGGCGCCGCCAUUGUAGUAUUGUGGUGCGAGUUCAUAAUUCCAUGUACAGCCAAAUUCCUUCAUUGAUCAUGACGACAGUCCCCAAGUAAGUAUUAUAAACAAAACAUGCAUACAACUCAAUGAAUCUUCUUAGGCCUGUGAUUUUUCAGGAUUUUUCACUUACUGUAAUAAUAAUUUCUCUCAAAGCGCUUCAAAUGUAAUUACCUCUGAUGGUCACUUGGCCAUCUUAUUUAUUCCUUAAAGGGAAGGUACACGUUUGGUAAAUGUCAAAGACCAGUCUUCCCACUUGGUGUAUCCCAAC